AUGUCAAUUUCGGCUGCGUUCGGAUCGAGUGUCUUGGUGUUGCCCAUUUCCUCUGGUUUUACAUCGUUUAAGCGCGGUGGGGCGAAGAUAGGCUCAUUGGGUGGCGGCAGUGGUGGGUUGGUGAUAGAGUGUUCGUCGAGGCCGCAGAAGAAGGCGACUGCGCACCACAUGAAGACGAGGCCGCGCAAAUCGCAGGGAUGGGACAGAAGGCGCAAACCCACAGUGUACGCUCCUCUGCCGCCGUUGCCUCCUGACUGGACUCUGGAGGUCUCUGGCGAUGCUUCUUCUCAAGUGGACGUUGCCCCUCCCCCUCCACCAGCGCCACCCAUAACUGAGUAG
Carya illinoinensis is the source of this 339-nucleotide messenger RNA. RefSeq names its product 50S ribosomal protein 6, chloroplastic. Gene Ontology annotation, cellular component: ribosome; chloroplast. The record is from RefSeq and is a predicted model, not a curated record. The transcript has a single exon. Gene Ontology annotation, biological process: translation. Lineage: Eukaryota; Viridiplantae; Streptophyta; Magnoliopsida; Fagales; Juglandaceae. Bases 1 to 339 code for a protein of 112 amino acids. Gene Ontology annotation, molecular function: structural constituent of ribosome; rRNA binding.